AUGACUGCCGCUCAGACUUCCACAGCUGGCACGAGCGGAGGCAAUGAUCAGCCCAAGCGUGGAGCUGCGAACAAUGCGGGCAGAAACGACAAUAAGAAGAGAAAGGAGAUUUUCAAGGGAGAUAUUGAAGAGAUGGGUGGUGCGGUGCUCCAGUUCCCAGACGAAAGGAAUCGACGAUCCGCCGCCCAAUAUGAACGAUUUUACAUGGCGUUGAAGGACUAUAUUGGCCGAGAGGUUUCUGUGGGUGCUGCCAAGUUAUGGGCCAAGACCUACGUGAAGGAGAUGGACCCAUCAUGGGAACCUCCAGUCCCCAUCAAACCUACAACCAACAAGAAUGAUGUGAAGGCUUUGCAACUCUAUGAGUCUGAAAAAGCAGCCUACGUCAAACACAUUGGAGCUACUUGGCCCGCUGCCAAGCUGGAGAUCUGGAGCACCAUCAUGGCCCAGUGCUCUCCCAAACUACGUGCCCACCUACAGCAGUUGCCUUUCUACGACAAGGCCGAAAGCACCCACGAUUGCAUCGCGCUCAUCUGA
Molecule: messenger RNA, 534 nt
Organism: Cylindrotheca closterium
Lineage: Eukaryota; Bacillariophyta; Bacillariophyceae; Bacillariales; Bacillariaceae
Source: the annotation of a GenBank genome assembly